AUGGAUCGAUCACCAUCCAACAGGGAGUCCCUUCAGCCUACCUCACUUGGUCAUUCCCGCUCAUUCUCAGAGGAGUCAUGGGAUCCCGUGCGCGCCUACACGUCGUCACUAGGUCCUCCGGCUUGUCGGAACCUUUUGAUCUCACCGAAACUAAGCGUCACAAAUAUCUCAGACGCUGGUGAUCAGCAGCAAUUGCGUGAAGAACGCAAUCUUUCGCCUCCAGAAGUCUCAUUCGACGAGGACCUAGCGCAGUCAUUAGCCUCGUUGCCACCCCUAGGCGAUAGGUAUGAGCUACAACAGGAGAUCAUGGAUGCGCGUCUGAGUACACGAGACAACGAGGGCCAGAUCGAGACAUUCAUUCCCAAGGCCAAAUUACAUCUACCCCUCGUGAAACAUGACGAAACCGGGGAACUGUAUCGCAAAGGCGAUCAAAUCUGUGUUCCUCGUGGUUGCUUCAAGGGGUGGUCACCCUUGAAGCUUGAGAACUUCCAACGCUAUCAGUGGUGGCUACUUGCGACAUACUUUUCGCCACCCGACGACGACGGAGUAGUAAAGAACUACAAACUCCAAGACCAGCACAUCCUCCCUUUCCUCACCCCGGGCAAUGCCUUGAGUCAGUCUAUUGACAAGACUGGUGGCUACGGGAGAGUAAUCAUGGUGAAGAUACCCUCCGAUCACCACAAUUUCAGUGACACGCGGCUUUGCGAGCGCGGUUUCGCCGUCAAACAACAAGUUCACGACGAAAAUCGCGACGCUUACAAGAGAGAGAUAGAGAUACUAAUGAAGUUCAGUGGCGGGCGAAGUCAUCCACACAUAGUCUCCUUGCUUGCAACGUAUGAACAGUUCAACAGAUUCAAUCUGAUCUUCUACCGCGCGGAAGGCGAUCUAUUCGACUAUUGGAAGAAGCUCAAACCAUACCCGGUCCUCCAUCACAACAAUGUCAACUGGUUUGCCAAGCAGUGUAGCGGGCUUGUCGAGGGUUUGUCGAAACUUCACAAGCUACUUUCGUUCACCAAACCUCAGCUCAAGAUCGAGGAAGAGCAAUCAGAAUACUCAUACGUGGAGAAGGACCCUGAACUUCCUGGGAUACGGGCCAAGGUCAAUCCGAGAGUCACUGCCUCCAAGGUCAGAAGCUCCAGCAGUACAACCGAUCGCAUCAAGAAGGAGACGCUUGAGCCGUAUACCCAGACUCAAGUCUCCUUUGGUCGCAUAACCUCGAAUGGAUUGAUUGAGACCAUCGUUGUGCUGGGCCGGUCGAUGAGCAAGGAGCAGGCUAUGAGCCGCAUUUUCGAAUGA
Messenger RNA from Alternaria arbusti, 1296 nucleotides. RefSeq lists its product as uncharacterized. Gene Ontology annotation, molecular function: protein serine/threonine kinase activity; ATP binding. Bases 1 to 1296 code for a protein of 431 amino acids. Gene Ontology annotation, biological process: peptidyl-serine phosphorylation; peptidyl-threonine phosphorylation. Lineage: Eukaryota; Fungi; Ascomycota; Dothideomycetes; Pleosporales; Pleosporaceae. The record is from RefSeq and is a predicted model, not a curated record. The transcript is spliced from 5 exons.